GGGGAAUCUCAUCCAUCAUUGAUUACUCUUGUUUCUCCUCUGUCUAGCUUAUCAGUUCCUACCGUUUACAGGAUACUACCCAUCACUCAUCAUGUAUGAAUCCUAUCGCCCUCAUCCCCUACUGGCUCAGGUCCCCUUGACCGUUUCCCCCUUCAUCAACCUCCCCACUUCCGUCACUCUUCCCUACACCUACAAGUCCGUUCCCUCGACCAUCCCCCCUUCAGUAACAGUCGACCCAAGUAACCCCGAUGUCAAACCCCGCUACGUGGUUUCAUCCAGUGGCGAGCAUGCCGCCUCUCCAGAAGAGAUUCUAGCUUCCUGCAACGCCCUCGAGCAGCACCUGAACAAGACGCGCGCCGAUGCCGAGAAAGCAAUCCGGGGCUGGGAGGACUCAAUCACCCAGCGCGACCUCGCAGAGAAGCGACGUGUGGCUCCCGGAUGGCUUGACAGAGAUGAGAAACUACUUCAACCGAGCAACUCGGCCGCUGGCCCUAGAGGACAUAGCCAACCUCAACCCAGUUUAUUGGACAGCUCGUUCUCCGACCCCAGUGCGGCCGCAUUACCCUCCAUGGUACCGCGAGACGAAGGCGAAGAACUGGACAGAGCGUUUGGAGGGUUGGACGUGAAAUGAGAGCGGCGCGAACAUGUUCUGAAGUACAAUAUACCGGGAUAGCUUGGGUGAAGGCCAUGAACCGCGCCAUGGCCGCUGAAACCGCUGCAGGUGGAUGCUAUGGGCCCUUGCUUUGGCGGGGAUAGUAGCGCACUUCCUUCGUCGCAAGCCACGAUAAAGUUCAAGCUUGUGCGCCCCGUAUUCUGCAAGAGAUCACCAGUGCAGGGCGCUCUGCAUCUGAACCAGCUGAACUACGGCAGUGCGCGACCUGCGCCAACGAGAGCAACAGCCAUAUAACCAUCUGGUACCGCCGAGCAACUAGCUCAAACGAUCUCAUAAGAAACAAAUCUAGCAUCAAUCAUAAUAAUAUCACACAUUCCCAUUAAUCUUCCA
Aspergillus piperis CBS 112811 is the source of this 1003-nucleotide messenger RNA. RefSeq lists its product as uncharacterized. The record is from RefSeq and is a predicted model, not a curated record. NCBI's taxonomy places the organism in Eukaryota, Fungi, Ascomycota, Eurotiomycetes, Eurotiales, Aspergillaceae. The transcript has 2 exons. The coding region runs from base 92 to 631 and encodes 179 amino acids.